ACAGUAGUCUCCUAUUCCAAACUAGAGGUUUUUCGGAAUAUCAGAUUAUAAAACUAUGAAGUUGCUGCUCCCUCCUUCUGAAUCCCAUCUCGUCCCAAGUCUUAGCAAGAAACAGAAUGAAGAUGCUAGUGGCAGAAAAGAAGAAGAUGGUAAGGGGAAUGAACACAAUGGUAUGGAGUCAUGUACCCGAAUGAAGCGUACCGUUUGGACAGUGGAGCUCCACCAGAAGUUUGUCAAUGCUGUUCAGCAAUUGGGCCUCGACAAGGCUUCUCCUGAACAAAUACAUGCUCUCAUGAAUGUAGAAGGUCUCCCAGUGAUAAAUGUAGCCAGCCAUUUGCAGAAGUACAGACUGUUCUUGAAAAAGAUAUACGAAGGUCAGCAGCUGGACAUGGCCACAAUACAACUGCUCUUAUCUGCAGGUUCCCAUUUCCCCCAAACCCCAUCGACAAAUCACUGCUCCAGCUUCAUCCAACAGGGGCAUCACCAGAACUCAAGCAAUUCAUCUGAAACAUAUCACACUACUCUGUCACCAAGAGUCCAGAAAGUGAAUACGUUUCAACCAAGUUCAUCUCCACUAAAGCCUCUCUUGUUUCCUAAAAGCAAUAUCUCUGCAUUCAAGGAAGAUUUUAAAAGCAUAAAGGAGCCAGCCAUUGUUGGUGAUAGCUCCCUAGAUUCUUCCAAGCCACGCAACAGUUUCCAAACAGCCUCUAAAUUUCCGAAGACGGAUCCUUGUACCGGAAGCUACAUAAUUGAGAUUAUGACAGAGCCCUACUACGGAAAGAGUUCUCGUAGACACAGCAUAAAAGAGCCAGAAAUUGUCCAAGAGUCACGUACACGAAAGAAUCACGGCCGUGUCGUUUGGUCACAUGAACUCCACCAGAAGUUUCUCAAUGCCAUUGACCAAUUGGGCGGCAACGAAAAGGCUAUUCCCAAGAAAAUACAUGCCGUCAUGAAUGUAGAAGGUCUCACUAGGCUAAACGUAGCCACCCAUUUGCAGAAGUACAGACAAUUAAUGUUGUUCAACCGAAGCUCAUCAGCUGAACAUGGCCACAAGAAAACUACCAAGCUCGGAACAUCUGCCCCAAAGUCCAUCGACAAAUCAUCACAGUAGUCUGUCACCAAGAGUCCAGGACGUGAAUAUACGUAUCAACCUACUUCAUCUCCACUAAAGCCCCUCUUGUUUCCUAAAAGCAAUUUCUCUGCAUUCAAGGGAGAUUUUAAAAGCAUUAAUAAGGACCCAAUACUGCUCUUACUCUCUAUUUAUUUAUGGUUUUUAUUUUUUCAAUGUGUAACUCUCUUUGUGAUGGCUGCAACUUUCUUUUCUUAUUUCCUCUCAGGAUUAUGUUUUGGUGAUUAGCCUUUUGAUAUCUCUAAUCUCAAUAAUUCAGUCCCAAAAUG
Molecule: messenger RNA, 1398 nt
Organism: Arabidopsis arenosa
Lineage: Eukaryota; Viridiplantae; Streptophyta; Magnoliopsida; Brassicales; Brassicaceae
Source: the annotation of a GenBank genome assembly